Molecule: messenger RNA, 3315 nt
Organism: Encephalitozoon hellem ATCC 50504
Lineage: Eukaryota; Fungi; Microsporidia; Unikaryonidae
Product: chromosome segregation ATPase
Exons: 1
Coding region: 1-3315 (1104 amino acids)
Biological process (GO): chromosome organization
Cellular component (GO): chromosome
Molecular function (GO): ATP binding; ATP hydrolysis activity; protein binding
Source: RefSeq, a predicted model, not a curated record
AUGAAAUUAAGGCUGGAGUCAAUAACAAUCCACAACUUCAAAAGCUACAGAGGAACCCAUGUGAUCCAAGGCCUGGACCCGAGGUUUACGGCGAUAGUUGGGGCCAAUGGAUCUGGAAAAAGCAAUAUAAUAGACAGCAUUCUCUUUGUUCUUGGAUUCCGAGCAAGGAAAAUGCGCCACUCGUCGGUGGAAGGGCUGAUAUACAACGGGGAUGGAAAGGAGGACAUGUGCUAUGUGGAGCUGGGAUUCAAUAAGUUUAGGAUAAGGCGCGAGGCUUAUUUGUCGAGGAAGUCCAAGUACUUUGUGGACGGUGAGGAGGCGUCUUCUGCAGUUGUGAUGUCUCUACUGAAGAGUGAGGGUGUUGACAUGGAGCACAACAGGUUUCUGAUACUGCAGGGGGAGAUUGAGAGCAUUGCUAUGAUCAAGCCGAUGGAUGAUGGGCUGCUUGAGUAUCUUGAGGAUGUGAUUGGAACAAGUGAGUACAAGGAGGGCAUUGAGAAAGAGGAGAGAGAACAUCGAAGGGUGACAGAAGAGUAUGAAAGCAAGUCUGCAGCUCUGAAGUUCUAUGGAAAGGAGUAUGAGCAUAUUGAAAAGAAGAGGGAAGAGAGCUUGAGGAUAGUACAAAGGAAGGCUGAGUGUUUGUAUCUGGAUGCCGAUCUCCAGCUUCUCUGCAGCGAAAAGAACGGGAGGAAGCUGUCGAAGCUUCUUUCUGAAAGAAAGGAGAUUGAGGAGAAGCUUAGUGAGAUUGCAAGGAGGAACAAGGAGAACGGAGGAAAGGUUGAAGCACUGGAGAGAAGGGGCAUGAAGGCGAGGGAAAGAGCACGAGAUUCCGAGGAGAGGUUUUUGGAAGCCCGAAGGGAGUACCAAAGGGCAGAAAGAAGAAGGAGGAUGGUGGAGGAGUCUAGGGAUGAAGCGUUAAGACGGAUUGAGGAGCUGAGUAGGGAGAUUGAGGAGAUCAAGUGUGGAGAGGACAGAAGGCGCAAGAUGCGGACUGAAUACGGGAAAGAGAUUGACCGGAACGCCAAGGAGAUUUUAAGAUGCAAUGAGGUAGGUGAGAGACUUCGAUCUGAGAUUGAUAGAGAACAGAGAAGGGUUGAGAAAGAAGCCAAGGAAAAGGUUGAGGAGAUUGUACGGGAAGAGGAGAGGAUGAUGAAGCUUCUUGAAAGGAAAGGAGAGAUUGGAGAGAAGCAGCGGAGCCUUGAGUCGAAGCUAGGGGGACUAAUGUCCAGGAGGUCUGAAAUUCUGGGAAGGAUUGAGGAUAUUGAAGGGAAGCUAGCAAAGAUGGACGGGAAGAAAGUUGCAUCUGGAAGGGACGAGGGAGUCAUUGAAAGGGAAAUCAGGGAGAUUGAAAGGGACUUGGCCGAGACACGGCGAGAAAUGAGCAGAAGGAUGCAAAGGGUGGAGGAGUACAAGGAGAAUGAAGAGAGGAACAGCAGAGAGAAUGAGAUUCUUCGGAGGAUUGAGCAUGUGAAGGGGGUGUAUGGAAAGCUGAAUGACUUGGGAGAGGUGGAGUCCUGUUAUGAAAAGGCGUUUAGGAUAUCAGGAAAGGGCCUGAGCAGUAUAGUUGUUGAUACGACAUGUACUGCAGAGAAGUGCAUUUCUUUGAUCAAAAGCCAUGGGCUGGGGCGUGCUACGUUCAUAAUACUUGAUAGGAUUUGCGAGGUUCCCAGCCUCCCGAAGGAGAGUGUGCCCUAUAUGUACAGUCUUGUCAAAUGCUCUCCGGAGUUCCGAAAAUGCUUUUACUUUGCUCUGAAGGACACAUUAGUCUGUGACGAAUUAGAAGUGGCUAAGAGGCUUGCCUUUGGAAAGCAGAGGAAGCGGGUUGUGACGAUUGAUGGAAAGCUUAUUGAGAAGAGUGGGGUUAUGAGUGGAGGAAAGACGUCUGGGAGGAUGAAGAGUGUUGAAGAGCUUGAGAAGGCAUGUGCGAAGAUGAUGGAGCUUCGGAAGAUGAAGGCUGAAGAGCUUGAUGUUAUUAAGGGCUUGAGGGAGAAGGGGCGUCUCUGUAAGGUCCGGGAGAAGCUUAGCUCUGAGCUUGAGGAUGUGAUGAAAGGCAUUGAAGCAACAAGCAGGAAGAUCAAUAAGGAAGAGAUUGAGAAGAUUGAGAUGGAGGUUGUAGAGGCCAAGAAGAAGGUAUCUUUUCUGAGGGACGCGGUUGAGGGACUCACUGAUAUUGAGACCCGAAGGAAGAAAGAGAAUCUUCUCAGUAUUAACGAGAGGAUUGAGAUGUUUGAGAAAAGGAACCUUGAGCUGAGGCUGCAGCUUGAGAGCUGUGUGGAAACAGGGUUGAAGGAGAAGGAGCAAGAGCUUGAAGAAAGAAGGAGGGUAGUUUCAAGUAUCACUAUUGAGGACAUUUCUGGGAUUAGAAGCAAGAUGGCUGAGUGCGAAAGUGAGCACAGAAAGAACUCAGAGGAUCUCAAGGAGAUACUGGAUGAGAUUGCAAGUAUGAAGUCUGUUCUUGGAAAUGACUAUCACAUGGAGAUUGAUCUGAAGAAUAGACUUGACGAUGUGGAUGACAAAAGCGAAGAGUGCAAAAGGUUGAUUCAUGAGAGUAGGAGGAGGGCAGUCACUCUUGAAGAGGAGGUUAAGAGGUACGUGGGUAUGUGCAAUGAUAUCUACAGCAGGAUCCGGGCUGAGGAGAUGAGCUCAGAGGAGAUCGAUGAGGCAAUAAGGAGGAUCGGUAGCACCAUCACGAAGCUGAGGAAGGAGGAAGACGGAGAGGUUGAUAUGAAUGUAUUUGGAGAGUACGAGAAGGCCAAGUGUGAAUAUGAAAAAGUGAAGGAGGAACAUGAAUGGUUUAAGUCAAGACUCGAGAAGAUAGGAGCGUCACUGGAAUGUCUGAAGAGGAAGAGACACGAUGAGUUUAUGGAGGGCUUCUUACAGAUAUCCAAGAACCUUAAGGAGAUCUAUAAGGCUAUCACAUAUGGGGGGAAUGCUGAGCUGGAGCUGGUUGACCAUCUUGAUCCGUUCAGCGAGGGAGUGAUCCUAAGUGUGAUGCCGCCCAAAAAGAGCUGGAAAAGCGUUGGAAACCUGAGCGGAGGAGAAAAGACACUUAGUAGCCUUGCACUUAUUUUUGCACUUCAUAGAUACAGGCCAUCGCCAUUCUAUGUGAUGGACGAGAUAGAUGCUGCCUUGGAUUACAGGAAUGUGAGUGUGAUAUCGAACUUCAUAAGAGAGAUGUCUGACACCGCUCAAUUCCUUGUGAUAAGCCUACGCAGCGACAUGUUUGAGCUCAGCGAAACCCUGCUUGGGGUGUACAAGACAGAUAAUGUUUCUCGGUCUCUGGUUGUAAACAUAGGAAAGGUUACAACGAAAUAA